AUGGUGAUCGCAGGCACCCAUCAGCGGCCUGUGAAUCAUCAUCGCAAUGUGAUUACAACCACAAUACAGGCACCGGUAACAACUGCGGCUGCUGUAGCGGCCGCUGCUGCUGCGGCCAAUCACCACCAACAUCAGCAGCAGCAACAACAACAACAGCAACAUCACCAGCUACAACAACACAACCAUGCAAACACUCCAAACAAUGGUAAUACGAUUAUAGCAACCGCUACCGCCGCUGCUCCGUCCAAUGCAAUCGAACAUUUUAACGUAACAUCUAUUGGUGAAUUGUCAAACGUUCAAUUGAGCAGUAUCAAUGCGCAGCUAGUGGGUGGUACUGUCACCGCCGAUGGCAAUUUGGUGACCAUGGGUGGCGUGGUCAUCGGACGUAUACAUCCUGCAUCAUUGCAAAGCAACGGACACACUUUACAACCGCAAUUACGCACUACCGCGCAGCCGGCCACCCGGGAAGAGCUGCAGCAGUUGGGUGUGAUUAAGGUGGAGUCGCCAGCAGCUGAGUUUCAAAAUGAAGGAUGAGUCGAGUACGAGUUGCUGCUUGAGUAUAUGCUCAAGGAAGACGAGGAGGACUACGCAGCCGCCUGCAGCGAAAAUAAACUAAAUGAAGUGAAGGAUGGAGCAAAAACCAAUGUAGUUUGUAGUGAUGGUGCUGCCAGUAGUGAAAGUGCUGGUAGUGGCACGCUUACAAGUGCAUGUGGCGGCGGAGGGCGCAAUUAAAGCAAGUAUUGGAUCUUGCAGUUGUAGUUGUUGUUGCUAUUGUUGCUAGUUAUUUAAUCAGAUAUACAAAAGUGAAGAAAAGCAAAAUAUCAUCACAUAAAUACAAUUGUUGCCAACAACAGGCCUGUCAUCAUGCUGAUAAUGUAAUUGUAAUAAAGUGACAUAAUUCCAACAUGCGGAAAAUGAAAAAAUUACAUUACAUUGGAUUAUAUACCAUGAUGCACCCUGAGAUUGUGGAUGCUUUUCGAAACUUAUUCAUUAAAUACACAAAAUUAACGAAUCAAUUAGUAAUAAAAAAAAGUUAUAAAAAUCAAAGAAAAAACAAACCUCUGUAGCCGUUAAGCUAGAAAGUAGCAACAAACAAGAAAAGCAAAUGAAAAGAUAAUAGAAAAGAGGAGUAAAAUCUAAAAAUUAUUAAUAAAUAUUGAUAGGGGAAAUUUAUUUUACGGGGGUUAGUUAAAAAUCAAGCACAAACUGCUUAAAAAUAAUUUGCCGUGUUCACUGGAGUAUAUUUUGUAAUGAAGUUGGUUAUAAAUUCUAAGCGCUGUGAGAAAACACUAAACUCCAUUUAUACUUUUUUUAAUUUAAUCAUGUUCUAAAAAGUGUUUGUCAUAAAAAUAAUUUGUGAGAUCAAUAUUAGUGGAGUGUAUUUUCAUAAUUAAUUAAAUCUGUAUUGUAUUCUGCUAUCAUACGUAUGUAUGUAUAUACAUGUAUACAAAACCAAUUAAUUACAAAUUAUGACAAUAAACUCCUGGAAUACUACUCGCGCUUGAAUCACACUCCAUCAAAUCGGAAUUUAUAACGAAAAUCAUGACAUAUUGGUAACUCUGAAAUGUGGUGGAAUAAAUGUAAUAUAAAUUCGUUAUAAAGGCUUAUUUUGUAUUUUAGUUUUAUAAUACAGCAAAUGAGACUUGUUUGUACUUGAAGCUAAAAAAACUACUUUAGGACGAAACUUAAACGAAGUCAAAAAAGAAGAAAGUUCUGUAUACAUAAGAUGAAAUUGCUUUAUGUUUUUUUUUUUGUUUUGCUUCUAAAACUACAACACUUAUGUUGAAGAUUUGUUGGAAUUGUAUGAAACAAAACCAUAUUAAGGCAGAUUUUAUUUAUUACUAAGUUUAAAAUAAAGUUUUGAAUUUUUGUAGAUAUAAAAGUUACAAGUAUUUCCACUAUUUUGUUGGUUAAUGAAAUUAUUAUAAAUUAUUUCAUGUAUAUCGGCGCAGAUGCGUAGUGGAAAUGUAAAAUUUAUUAUAAAAAUAUCUUACUUGAAAAGAAAAGAACUGUAAAUGAAACUAAGAAAACCUAUUUUUUGUCCAUUUCAUAGCAACUUUAAUUUUCUAAAACAAACUUCAGGUAGGGAAUUACUAAAAUAAUGGGAAAUCAAAGCAGUGAAUCCGAAACGUUGUUAAUAUUCCUACAGAUAAUAAAAUAAAUUUAAAAAAAUGUUGAGAAUUUCGAUGCAACUGAAAAUUACUAGUCUAUCUAUUUCUUAUACAAAAUUAUCUUUCGGAAUUUCUCUAAGUUCUGUUCAGGCUACAGUAUUUCAUGGACACUUGAAUAUUAUAAUUUAGUUGAGCUGUGCACAAUAACUAGCGCUUUUUUUUAAGAUGGUUUAAGUUUUUGCUUAUAAGUACCAUAACUGAUUCAUUCAAAAUGAGUGCAGAGGUAUUUUUUGUUCAUAAUCAUCACCUUUGGGCCUAGAAAACACAGUAGAUGCUAUUGUACGGCAUGAAAUACUUUGAACUUUUAAAAGGCUUUGGCGCAUGUGCCACAGUAUAACAUCAUUAUAGCUAUGCGCAUAUAUCCUUGUUAACGAAUUGUUUGCGCCAUACAGUCAAAUGAAAAAGUCAUCUAUAGUAAGUGUUCAUCGUGUAUCAAAAAUACGUUAAAGUACAUAUACAUAUGAAUAUACUUUGUUUAAUUCCCUGUACUACAUACUUGGUGGAAGUAGAAGAGUGUGAAGGAAAUAUGUAAUUAAGAAAGAGGUAAAGUUGUAGCGGUAUAUGUAAGUUCUGUUAUACGAAUAUUUAAGGAUUAUAGUGUGCGGCGAUGGCGUCGCUACGCAUCGAGAAUAGACAUAGAAGAGGAAAGACUAGUAAUUUCGAUUAGCCAAAGUCUGAAAUUAUGGUUAGUCGCCAUCUCAUUUGACUUUGUGAUUGUCAAAGAGAUUGACACAACUGAUAAUUAAUAACUGAAACUGAUAAUAAUAAAUACUAAUAUUAAUUAAAGAAAGAGUUUAACUAGCACUUUGAUGCCCAAACGUUUUCCUUUUAUUUUGUAAAAACAAGAUCGUAAGAGUUACACUAGACAAUUGCUUACUUGUAAAAAUAUAUAAUUACACACACGAUUUAAGUACGAAUAUAUGUAUGUAUAUGUUAAUAUUUUCCGAUUGUAAACAAGAAAUAUUUCGAGACUAUAAAAACUUACGGAAAAAGAU
Anastrepha obliqua is the source of this 3166-nucleotide messenger RNA. RefSeq names its product ecdysone-induced protein 78C-like. Bases 1 to 534 code for a protein of 177 amino acids. The transcript has a single exon. The record is from RefSeq and is a predicted model, not a curated record. NCBI's taxonomy places the organism in Eukaryota, Metazoa, Arthropoda, Insecta, Diptera, Tephritidae.